AUGAAUCCAUCGAACACCACAGCUUCUUGUCAGACGAACAGUAUCUCUUGGCUUAUUCAAGCUGCAGUCAAAUUGCUUCCUCAUAUUCAAGCAGAGCAACUCAUCGCGAAACUUGUGAAGGAGGAGUAUUCAAGUGCCAUACACAGCGGAACUAUGAAAUCGGAGGACCUCGCUGUUGGAAUGAUGAAUGGGGGCAAGUUUGACGAACAGAAACACCUUUUACUUUGUGAGCAGCUCAAGAUUGACAGCGUCUUUGUUCGAGAUGUUGUGGGGCUAUCACCUGGUGAAAGAGCCUUGAUUGCUAAUGGAAUCAUUGUUGGACCAUUUGACGAAGAGCAGACCUUUAUCGAAUCCGACGUAGAACUGAUUUCUCGAAUUGUUGAGUCUAGAGGAGCUAGCGUCAUAGCUUCCCAAAUUGAUCAAUGGAGAGCUGGUAGCGGCAAUGGUUCGCCUUCGGAUCUUGUCAUGAGGACUUUCGCACUACUUUCAAAACACGCUACUAGUCGAAAGCGAAGGGGGAUUUGGUUAGGUGACGACAGAAAC
Messenger RNA from Cooperia oncophora, 543 nucleotides. Lineage: Eukaryota; Metazoa; Nematoda; Chromadorea; Rhabditida; Trichostrongylidae. The record is from the annotation of a GenBank genome assembly.